Colias croceus (clouded yellow) is the source of this 11484-nucleotide messenger RNA. Its product is annotated as vacuolar protein sorting-associated protein 13A-like. NCBI's taxonomy places the organism in Eukaryota, Metazoa, Arthropoda, Insecta, Lepidoptera, Pieridae. Bases 96 to 10628 code for a protein of 3510 amino acids. The record is from RefSeq and is a predicted model, not a curated record. Gene Ontology annotation, cellular component: extrinsic component of membrane. Gene Ontology annotation, biological process: protein retention in Golgi apparatus; protein targeting to vacuole. The transcript has 53 exons.
CCUGGUGGAGCCUUCGUCAUUCUCUUAUAAAAAUAUUAAAUGUUCGUAAAAUCAUGUAACGGAUUUGACUUCUAAAGACAAAGAAAAAAAGCAUCAUGUUCGAAGGAGCAGUGGCGGGUAUCCUGAACCGCCUGCUCGGGAAAUAUGUCCAGGAUCUGGACACAGAGAAUCUCAAUGUGGGCAUCUUCUCCGGGAACGUUAACUUGACUGAGUUGAAGUUGAAACCUGAAGCUCUGUAUGAACUAGACUUACCAAUCGAUGUGAAAAUCGGUACAAUCGGCCGCGUCAACCUACAAAUACCCUGGUCUGGUCUAUACACACAACCAGUAGUAGUUAAUAUUGAAGAUGUCCUCAUCUUGGUUGGUCCAGCAAUAUCCAACAGCUAUUUCGACCCAGAAAGAGAGAAACGUCUCACCAGAGCGGCAAAGAGAAAAAUACUACAGGACUUGGAAGCAGAAAGCGAAGUUCUGAAGGGACCUCAGAAUUUCUUUGAGAAUCUGUUCACGGCAAUCGUGAAUAAUCUACAGAUUUAUAUACGGAACGUUCAUGUGAGAUAUGAGGACUCUAUCAGUUCUAAGGAUGGACCACUCGCGUGUGGACUCUGUCUGCAGAGCUUGUCGAUUGAGACUACUAAUAGCAAAUGGAAGCCUUCCGUGACGCCAGCGAACGCAUCCACGGUAUACCAAAUGAUGCGGAUCGAAUCCCUAUCCCUGUACUGGAACCCUACAGCCACAGCAUUGGAUGAUGUGGAAAUAGCCAAUAUAACCCCCAUGCAGUAUUACAAUUGGAAGCAUUAUAUGCUGACUGGGCUGGAUAAGUUCUCGAUGCAUCAUGAGGAUUUCGAGUUUCUACUCAAACCAGUGACAUGUAAAGUCAAAGUACUCAUAAACCGCUCUGGCGAGGCGCGAGUGCCGCGACUCUUACUGGACGCAGUACUGCAAGACAGCGCACUGCAAUUGUCCAGACGACAGUACCUAUCUAUUGACAAUUUGCUCGCUUCCUUUAGGAGGAUUCAGCUUAACAGAAAACACCGUCACCUGCACCCCGGAAUACCCCUAUCAAAAGGUAUCAAAAAAUGGUGGAAAUAUGCCUACAACGUGGUAUUAGAACAAAGAGUACGCCCCUACACCUGGGCAGCCAUUAAAAAGCACAGAGAGAACUAUAAUAUCUACAAGAAGACUUAUAAGAGUCUAUUGCGGAGUCCUAAUGAUAUUGAGCUGAAGAUGGACUUGCAGAAGUGUGAAGAUAACUUGCCAAUUAUAUCAGUUGUGAUAGCGAGGGAACAGGCGAAGUUUGAGCUCUUAUCCCAAGAGCCAGAGAGUAUAGAUGUAGUGGAAACAGAAUUCGACUGGUGGAAAGUAGUAGGAUCAUCAGACGCUGAAAGCGAUUCAGACAAUGAAAAGUCUCGAGUGGAACUCUGCGUAAAAGCAGAGAGGAAUAAAACGCUUUGGAGCCAUUUAUCAAGCCCUGAGAAGAAGAAGGUCUGUGAGCUUAUAGGGUAUGUGGAAGGGGCUCCAAGACAGGAUAAAUCUAAGCAGUAUAUUGAACACAAACUAAACCUGACUCUGGCGAACUGUUCUCUCACAUUAAUCAAUAGAAGUAAAGAGGUGCUGGUGGUGACGUUGACACAGUUCCUGGCUUCGCUUGAAACCAGACCCUCAGCUAAAGCGUAUAAGCUAUCGCUCCGAGCAGACAACCUGGUGGUGGAAGGUGUCUCCUCCGACGGUGAACUGGUCCACAUGCUGAUAACAGCCAGAGAGUCUUCCAUGGGAACAGCUCUGGCUGUGGAUGUGGAACGGAAUCCGAUAAAUAGUCACGCAGACCUUGGUAUUACUUGGUUGAUGGAGCCCGUGGAAUUGGUGUAUGUAGAGCACGGCAUAACAGAAUUAAUAAACUUUUUCCAAACGCACUCGAUGAGUUCCCGCGAGCUUCUAGAAGAAGUUUCCUCAGCUUUAGAACAGGCUGGGAACAUCAGCAAGUCUGUGCUGGCGUAUGCAGUUAGUAGAAAGAAGGUUUUUAACUUGAAUGUGGACUUCAAGGGACCGACUGUGCUGGUGCCUGAACAUGGGUGUAUGCACAAGCCCGGUAGACUCAUAGUAAUUGACGUGAACCGUAUAAUAAUAAAAACGGACUUACAACCCUCUAACUUGGUGUUAGAAGACGCGACAUGUAUGGAGUUGGAGGAGAAACUGUAUGAUCGCUUCCAUGCGGAGUGCUCUUUUCAGAUUCUAUUCUGCGAUUGGAACGAGCCAUGGCGGGAGUCCAGGAAACUUGGUGAUUCUGAACAUCACCUUGUUCCUCGCGUGAAGAGUCAACUGGUAUUCUCCACGAGUAUCAGAAAGGAUUAUAAAUUAUUGCCCAGAUACAAACUAAACAUAUCCCUCUCCAGCCUGAAACUGAACAUCUCAGACCGUAUCAUAGGUCUUCUUUUGGAUUUCCUGGAUAACUUGCCCAUUCCCGUACCCAAUACUGUGCCAGUAUCAUUCAUGGACUCCGGAGACUAUACGGAAGACUGCAUGGACCCUGAGCUGGUGGAAACCCUGCAAAGGGACAGGAUAUUGGCAGAUCCAGGGUAUGGAGAUCUGGUCAAGUUGAGGAGGAAGAUCGUGGCCGCGUAUUUUAGCAGGAAUAGGGUACCCGACACCCAAGCAGACGGAGGUCCAACCCACUCCCCCACAGUAGAGUCCCUCCCACCCGCGGACCUCAGUGAUGAGGAUGUUGAAGAGUACGCGAGGUCCGUGGACCUCCCGGGCUUUGAUGAUAAUGUGUCGCCCAGUAAUAAUAUCGGGACGUUGCUGCGGUUUAUUAUUGGUGAAAUUGUUAUAAACCUAAACCGUUCGAGCGAACAAGUAGACAAACCCUACAUCAUGUUAAGUGUCACCAAGUUAUGUCUCGAUUUUGCUCUAAUGGCGUUCGGUCCAGCGAUACAGUUGUCAGUGGGUUCAGCGUUGCUCACUGAUAAACAGCAUCACAGCAAUAAUGGACAGUAUCUCGAAUUGCUGACCACUGAUGGGGAGUUAUUCAAUUUGCUGUAUAGAAAGGUCCGCGCGCACUGCCCCGAGUUCCGCUCGCACUUCCACGCGGUGGAGCAGGCGCUGGUGGCGGACGCGGGCCACGUGGCGCUGCUCGCGCACGCGCCCGCGCUGCACACGCUCGUGAAGUACAUCGCCUACUUGGCGGCCAAAGUACAACAGCGCCAUGCGCUUAACAUGAAAAGUAUGAUGCUGCCCAGAACAAAGAGAUUGUGGGAUUUGCUGAUGCAGCCAGAAGCUGACACACCGGUGCCUCCUGGAGCUACGAAAUUCAGUUAUUCUAUGCGGAUAUCAUCAGUAUCAAUCCGAGCCUGGCAAGCAGACGGCGCAGUGGAGUGGCGGGCGCGGUCACUAGACAGUGACUGUGUAUUUCGAGCUGAUGAUCGACUGGUGUUCAGGUUGUUCCUGGGGUCUCUUCAGUUGGACGAUCUCUCUGAUGCUACUUUGUAUCCUAAGCUAAUCUGGCCGGACGAGGAUAAAGUGCUAGAACUAAAGUACGUGCGGUCGGCGGGCGGGGUGCGGGCGCGGCCGCGCGCCGACCUGCGCGUGCACGUGGGCCGCCUGCACGUCGUGCUGUUCUGCUCGCUGCUAUAUAACCUGCAGCAAUUCUUGGAACUACUAGUUCCAAGUUCAGCGGCGACUGAAGCGGCAGUAGCGGCUGAGAGAGCGGCGCAAGAACAAGCUGCGGAGCUGCGAACAUCCGCGCUGAGAGUCAGUCUUGCUAUAGAGAUUCAUGCGCCGGUCUUGCUUCUACCUCAAAAGCCAUCGUCUCCAAAUCUAUUGGUAUUCAAUUUAGGUGACCUGAUGAUAGAGAACUUCUUCAAGACGGUGAACAUAAGUCAGGAGGCGAACAGUCCCAUACAGAGUCCCGUUAUUGAUAAUGUGUUGUUUAAGCUUGAUAAUAUUACACUAUCGAGAGCUGUGAUGACAUUGGCUGGUACUCUUGAAGUUCAGGAGCCCAUUUUAGAAUCGAUAUCUGUUCGAUGUGAUUUGAAACGUACAAUAGGAUACGCUCAAGUGGCGACUAUAGCCGCAUAUAGAGACUUAUUGCUUUGCGAAGCAGAUAUCGUGAUGGACACUGUUAAUAUAAACAUUGGCCAAAAGGACUUGGCCACUUUGUUCGCGGUUUGGACUGAUAACUUGAGCGAGGGAAAUUAUAUUGGUACUAUUGUACCAAGCUCUCCAGUAGAGUUAGCUCCAUCUGAUGUGCAAGUGAAGAAACUACAAGCCUUCUUUGCACAAGGGGAACCUAUAAGAAAGGAAUCUGUUAUAAGGUUUACUCUGGAAGGCGUGGAAUUGAAAUUAUUUUCAGAUCUAGAUGAAGUUUUAAGCUCACCUGUCCGGGAUUUGAACCAUGGACUCGCAAAAUUAACUACCGGCGAAAUGACAGUAGUGUUUGAUUAUUUCUCCGACAACAGUAUGGAAAUGAAGGCCAGCUUGCAGAGUCUGCUUAUUGAAGAUAUUCGUCCUGAUACCACUAUUGUUAUAAGAAGGAUAUUCCAGUCGCAAGGCGGUGGGUCGCGUUCAGCAGGCGGUAUCGCAGUAGUGCGGCCCGCAUUGCUCGAGCUGGCCCUGCGCCGCUCAGCUCGCGCCGCCAGCGCGGACGUGCGGCUCGAGCGCACGCGCCUCAACCUCGCGCCGCCCUUCCUCAUACACCUCGCGCGCACGCUGCUCAGCGCGCUGCCCGGUGACAAGACAAUGGACGGUGGUGUAGUGAACCACGGCUACGUGGGCGACGCACCGCACCGCACUAACAACAACCGCGCCGCAAGGUUCCCCAGCUCGAGUGAUUCUACUAGUGGAUACUUUUCUACCUCAACAUCAGUAUCAGAGGAAGUGCCAAGCCUGUCAAUAUCCAUCCAAUGCAGACAGCCCGAGAUUAUGUUCUUCACAGACCUCAACAAAACAGAGGGUCAUGCCUUGCUCUUGCGCACGGAACUCCUCGUAGAUUACUCUUUCCACUCCAACACUGAAACUCUCGUCAUAUCUCUUGCUGGUCUUCAAGUGAUGUCUAAACUACAGUCCAAGUUAAAGAAUCUUCCACCACAAUUAGUGUUGAAACCUUGUGAUGUGGAAUUCUCCAAGAGUUUCAAGAGUAUUGAAGAAGGGGUCAAAGUUAAAUUGUCGGUGUCGGAAAUCGAUAUGCACAUUGCAGCGACUACGAUACAUACUGUAAUGGAUAUAAUUGAAGAAGUAACAACCGAACUGGCAAUACCAGACGAGAAAGAGAUGUUCAACUUUUCUACUUACAACCCUCAAUCAGAGAAGCAUGAUGAGGAUCUCUGGGCACCAAAGAAGGUGGCUCCAUACUUACCGUUCCAUCAUGAAGAUACAUACCAGCCGAAGUUUUCACCAGGAAAACCGACAGAGACCUUGAAUGUGAUCGUGCCCAUUAUACGAGUUAUGUUUGAAAUCGAACAGACUGUGAGGAUACCAGUGCUGUUGGUAAAGCUUAGCACAGAGCUAACGCUGUACGACUGGUCGGGCGGGGCGCGCGGGCGGGGCGCGGCGCGGCUCGCGGCGAGCGCGUACAACGAGCGGCUCGACGUGUGGGAGCCGCUGCUCGAGCCUGUGCUCGAUGGAAACAGACAAGUGCCGUUCGAGAUUAGCGCUACCGUAUUCCAGGCAAAAUCUUAUCCAAUGUCAGCACGUCUAUCUACAAACGAACAAGAAGAGUCUAUGUCCGAUCACGUGCCUGAAACAAAGAAGUCUAAAAAGCGUAAAGAAUUCGAAUCUGAAACAUCAGCUGAUGAAGCUGAUACUGAUAAUGAAAUGACUUUCUUGAGAAAUCCUAAUGAGAAAGAGAGAAAAUAUAAUAUGGAUUUUGAGACAACUAGUAUGUCGUUCUUGAGAGCGCUUGAUGCGGAUGACUCGAAUUCUGAUAGUGAUGUUGAGAAGAGAGACAAAAUGUCGUAUGCUAUGGGUCAUUUGUUUAUAGAUAGUGAAUCAAGUGCCGAUGAAAUGAGCAAUGAUGAAGAUUCAUCAGCACCUGAACAGAGUGAUAAAGAGGAAGUAGAGGAGGAGGAGACACCGGAAACAUUCGCUGAUGCUGAUGAUAAAAAGGAAGAGAAAUCGGUUACUUUACAAGAGCCAGAAAGAGAAGACAGCGUAGAAUCAACACCUGAAGACAACCGUCUAUGCACCUACGUGGUUCUCGAAUCUCGUUCGUUACUAUCCUUCACUCUGGGCCCGGCAUCUGCGCGUGCGCUUCGGGCACUCGCGGACGCGGUUACGGAUAGAAAUGCUGUGGUCACGGCCAUUGUGACCGCAGAGAAUGGGCUGCAGCUAAUUAAUGAUAUUGGGCCUGGUUCAACAGUACAACUACGUGCGCGCAACGAAACAGACUUGCCUGGCAACGACCGCGUCAUAGCCACCGCUGAUUAUGACAUAGAUACUAGCAGACCUAGUACUCCUGGUUGCGAUACAUCUGGUGCCGACUUGCUGGAUGAAAUAGAAAAGGAAACCAAACAAGAGAUGACUGAUAUUAGUGAUGAAUGGGACUGUUUCGAGGGUGGGUUCGGGUCCAACGCGCAGUGCGGCACUCAGCGCGGGUCUCCCGGCGCGCCGCGCUCGCCUGCCGCAUUACAACGCCGCCUUACCGCGCACACGCUGCACAUACGGUUGCAGGGAUUCGAUCCACUCACCAUUCACUGUCCCCAACGUGCUGUAUCCAAACUACACGUAUUAAAUCCGAGUAAGAAUGGAACACGGUACUAUGUGGCAGUAGAGAGAACUGCUAAGUAUAAUGCGAAGAAAAUUGUCGUUAGAUCGCCUUUGCAGGUACGCAAUGAAACCUCAUACGCUGUGGAGCUGCUCUACCGCCAAUCCGAGUUAGAAGCGGCAGGUGCAGGGGUCACAGGGGUUGAAGUUGAUGGGGUUGCGGGGGUCACUUGUGUGGGGUCGGUGCGUAACCCCUUCUGUGGGUUGCUGCGUUUGGCCGUACUGGCGCCACACGAUACGUAUAAUGUGCCGCUCUACAUUGCCUAUCAUUGUAGACUCUACCUGCUGCCUACUAAUUUUGAGGGCUAUAAAACAAGUAUUCAAGGUAUAUGGUGGAUGGAUCUAGUGGGAGAUCUGGAGACACCGAGAGACAUCGUGUGUCCCGCUCUAGAAGAUAGUGAUCCUAGUGUGUUCGCUAUGCGGAUAUUACCUGUUGAAGGUUGCCAAUCGAACGCAAUAUCCCGUUCCAUACCCAACCUGCUAGUUCGGGUGCUAGCUCCCCUCGCGAUCCACAACCGCAUCCCUCACGCGCUCCAAGCACACGCCACGCUACACUCCCCCCCGGAACUGAUAUCGGGGCUCGGUGUCCCCGGGAAGGAACUCAGUGUGAGACUGGAGGCAGGUGAAAGGGCGCAUUUGUACACGCUGCCCCCGGGGAAACAGAUCAAGUUCACGCUAGAUGUGCACUACUUGGGGUUGCCGUGGACUGGACGGUUCACGUAUUCACCAGAGAUGAGCGAGUGCACAGUGAGCAUGCGCACGGAAUGCGAGACGGAGGGCGGCAACAAGCGGCUGGCGGUGCGCGCGCGGCUGGAGCGCGGGCCCACCGCGCGCCUGCUGCUCUACGCGCCCUACUGGCUCGUGAACAAGACCGCGCUGCCGCUGCAGAUCAAGGGCAGAUCAGACGUGUGCUAUGAAGCGAGCGAGGAGCCGCUACUAUGGACGGGCGGGGGUCGUCGCGCGGGGGUGUUGGGGGUUGUGGGGUCGGGGGUGAUGGGGGUUGCACGGGGGGAGCGGGUGCGGGUUCGGGCGCAUCAGUCGGGCUGGUCCCGGGCUGCUCCUCUUGCUGCUGCAGCACCGGGGUUGUUAGUGUGUGCGCAUACUGAGAGAAAGAUCAACUAUCGGAUACUGUUGCAGGUCACCCUAUCCGAACUAUCGCCACAACUGACAAAAAUCGUGACCCUCCUCCCAUACUUCAUCGUGUACAAUGACACUAAGAAGCACCUCCGCUACAUGGAGGAGAACGAAGCGGCGGACCUCUGGAUGGACCUCGCGCCGCAGCAGUGUGUUCCCUUCUGGCCGCAGACUGACUCGCUAGCGAUGCACUGCAAGUAUCGGGAUUCGAUGCUCGUGUCGCAACACUUUCCGAUCGCGGAGAAUCACUUUACAGUAUUGAGGAUGGAUAAGGGGUCAGCAAUAUGCGUAGAAGUGACGGGCGGCACGGACCGGCCCUACACCAUCACCUUCAAGAACUACCGCGCCGGCGACGCACCUGUGCGCAUCGACAAUUUGUGCGAAGAUCUCUUCUUGAAGUUACAUCAGGCGGAUUCAGGUCAAGUGGCUCUACUAAGUCCGUACCAAUCAAUGCUGUACACUUGGGACGAUCCUUUAAAAGAGAGAAAUCUCCUUUGGAAUAUCUAUAAUAACAAGGGCAAAGGUUUCCCAGCGAAUUUCUCUCAAGACGGAUACGGUCAAGAAAAAGUAAGCUUCCACUCUGUUAAACAAUCCACACUCGUCGUGACAAACAGUGUGACGUCCAAACUAUCUUCAACGUUAAAGAGACUUACUCCAAAAUCCCCAGAACCAAUGUCAUCCAGCAGUGAUGACUCAGACGUUUCUGAGCAACCAGAAACUGCUCGCAAAACCAAGAAAAUGAGAAAGGACAAAGUCAUAGUUUACUGGAUAUCAUACAUGGAUGGUUAUCAAAGAGUAUUCGCGCUAACACAAGACGAAAGAAUAGCGUAUCAAUACAAAAUGAGCAUGUAUGCAGAGAAGAGCAACUACGAAAUCUACAUGGCCCUAUCUAGUAUUAGUCUAUCUGUCUGUGUGCAAACCGGCAACAGAGUCAAGGAAUUAUCAUAUAUCAGCGUAUCCGAUUCCUUGCCACGCUGGGAAGUCAAUGUCAGCAAUAAAUGGAAGCAGUUAGCACCAGACUUGACAGCCUGGAUCGAAGAUAACUAUCAAGCCGACAUGAAAAAGUGUCAGCUCAAAGAGUACAUCCACAUAGACCUGGAAAAGAUGCAAAUGACGAAGCCAUUCUUCUCUGAACUACGGAGGACGUACAACCCAGGUGUCUGGCUUCAAUUACGAAGAUCAGAAACGUUCACUUACUGUCAUUUGAAACUACAAAGACUCCAAAUAGAUAACCAGUUGCACGAAGCUGUGUUCCCGUGUGUACUGUACCCAGCACCUUUGCCCUCACAUUUGAAAUCGAGAAGAGAAAAACCAAGUGUAGAAAUUGAACUUCUCAAGCAAUAUAGGCCGUCUUUGAACCAAGAUAUUUAUAAAAACUUAAAGAUUGUGAUACAGGAAUAUUGUGUGAAUUUAGAUAGAGGUUUUGUUAAUCACGUGUUCGAUAUAUUGAAUCAUUGGAAGGUGGAUGAAAAGCCUGCUGUUAGAUUGCGAGCUGAUUUAGCUUUAGUGCAUAUGCCAUUGCCAGUGAUUGCUAUGAAGAGUCAAUCAAACGCUCAGAGGAAUGUUAUUUUUGAAUAUGUGCACUUGUCGCCCAUCAAGAUAGUGUUAAGUCUCUCAUCGAGGGGCUAUUCUGGUGAAGAUGCUGGGAGUCCGAGCAGGAAAUUUGGCGGGCAAAAGGAAAACCGACCGAAACUGUUCAAUAGUGACCUUUUGGAGUACUUGUUCAAUUCGUGGGGUUCGUCGUUGUGUGACAUGAAGGAUGUCGUGAUCAGAAUGAGCUACUUCGAGCUCCGCAACACCCCCCUCCCCAUCCCCUGUCUCCUGGACGCCGCCUCCCGCCACUACUGGCUUCAGCUGGUGCAGCAGUUCUACGUGCUUGUCCUCGGGCUGAAGAUACUGGGCAACCCGUACAGCUAUAUUGGGGACUUUACGAAAGCGCUGAGGCAGUUCUAUGAACCUUAUGUUGGCUUCUCCCGGCGAGCAUCAGCUAGCGACGCGGUGCUGAGCGGCGCGGCGCGGAUGCUGGCCAGCGAGCCGCAUGCUACCAGCACACCCCAUAAGAUAGCGAAAACGGCGCUAGGAAGUAGCGAGAUCAUCGACGAUCUACCGGAAGCUGUGAUAGAGGCGAACAGAACGAACCCGGCGAGCGUCGCACUAGCCGUCACCGGGAUUAUUGCAAGACCCACUUUUGACAUUUGCCGCGAAGUAUCCCGGCUCGCGCAGUACCGGCGCGCGGGCGCUGGCUGUGCGGAGGCCGCACUGCGCGCGUGUGCUGAGCGGUGUGGCGGGCUGGUUGCUAGGCGACGGUUGCCUAGAGACUGCUCUAGUGUUGAGGGUAUCCGCGCGUACAGUCCGUGGAGCGCGCGCGGCGCGGCGCUGCUCGCGCAGCUGUGCCGCGGGCACUACGCUGAUACGGACGGUUAUCUUGCGCACGCGCAUCUAUCACGGACCUCCACUGCUACUGUACUCGUUACUACGCAGCACGUGUUCGUGGUGCGGAGUGCGGGGCGCGGCGGGCGGUGGCGCGCGGAGUGGGCGGCGCCGCUGCACCGGCUGCUGGGCGCGCCCGCCGCCGCGCCGCCGCACCUCGUGCUCAGCGUGCGGCAGGAUGAACAAGUGAGCUACUUCUCGACGGACGAAAAAGCGAUAGAGAUUCAAGACCCAGAAGUACUGAGUUGGCUACGGAGCAAGAUUGAGUGUGCGCUCGUACAGGCUCUUGAGGAUACACGGUGUAAUGAAUAACGCAAUUACUUUUAGAAAAAAGAGGAGAUACUAUCUGCUUGAGACCUUUGUACAAGUGGGGGACAAAAUAAUUGUGCAUUAUUUCAUUUUGAUCCGUGAUGAUACACAAAAACUCAAAAUUCCAUCAAUGGUGUAGGAAUGUUUUAAGCUGAAAGCUAAAUUCAAAUAUUUAAUGGGAAAAUGUCAAUUUCAAUUCAAAACUCUUAUCAUUUUCGAGUCUUGUAGGAAAGUGCAUCGUUAUUUUGUCCCUUGUAAAAGUAUCUACUUACCUACUACAUACUUCAUAAUAUGAAUUAUUUAUCUAUUAUUUUAAGGUUGAGAGAUGUACAAUUUGUUAAGAAGAAUGAGAAUAUGGUAAUAAAAUUCCGCAAUGAAGUGGUACGUUUACUGAUUUAAUAUAAUACCUACCAUUCAAGUAAAUAGUUAUUGCAGAAGGCUUACGACUAUUAUUUUUUACACAUAGACAAAAUUUUUGUUCAAUCAUUAUCAUAUUUUUUUAUAUGCAGUAAAAAAUGUGAGGCUAAAAAUUCUGACUUGCUAACUAAAAAAAUUAUCUACGGAAAAAAAUUUAAGCUAAUUAAUUUAUAUCUUCGAUUUUCAAAAUUAAGGCUUUGAAGCGGAUAUCUGCGCUGGGCAUUGAAGCACAAAUGGACUCGUAAUCGUUUAUGGUUAUUUGAUGUUGACUGUAGUAACGUUUAGUUUUAAUAUUUGUGUAUUUAGAUGUAGGAGUUGUAUUUGUUAUAUUUUGUGCUAAGCACUGGAUUGGUCAGUGAACUGCGAUAAACUCUGGUAACUAAAAUAAAUUCUAGGCUAUGAUAAUAAGAAUAUUAUAGGGAAACCCCAAAAUUAUAUUUCU